Colletotrichum paranaense is the source of this 2583-nucleotide messenger RNA. RefSeq names its product GPI ethanolamine phosphate transferase. Gene Ontology annotation, cellular component: endoplasmic reticulum membrane. Lineage: Eukaryota; Fungi; Ascomycota; Sordariomycetes; Glomerellales; Glomerellaceae. The coding region runs from base 1 to 2583 and encodes 860 amino acids. The record is from RefSeq and is a predicted model, not a curated record. Gene Ontology annotation, biological process: GPI anchor biosynthetic process. The transcript has 8 exons.
AUGUCUUUUCGGUACGGCCCGGGCUUCCUGGCAGCUCUUCUCACAAUCGCCAACAUCCUGAUUCCACUGGCGGUUUUCACGUUUGCUACCGGUUUCUUUCCGUAUAAGCCGGUUCUACCAGGUUUGGCUCAAUAUGAGGCCCUUGAAUUUGGCCCGCCGCCACAGGCACCCUUCGACCGCCUCAUUUUUAUGGUCGUUGAUGCGUUGCGAAGCGACUUCGUAUACUUGAAUGGCACCGGCUUCACAUACACUCAAGAGCUCAUCCGCGAUGGUGCCGCCCUACCUUUCACGGCGUAUGCGCGGUCACCAACCGUCACCAUGCCCAGAAUCAAAGCCAUCACCACUGGCUCAAUCCCGUCUUUCCUGGACGUCAUCUUGAACCUGGACGAAGCAGAUUCGUCCUCGACUCUCGCUGCUCAAGAUACCUGGCUUGCCCAGAUGAAAGCCAAGGAGACGGGGAAAAUGCUCAUGUACGGCGAUGAUACAUGGCUGAAGCUCUUCCCGGGCACUUUUGACCGUGCCGAUGGCACCGCGAGCUUCUUCGUAGCAGACUUCACCGAAGUGGACAACAAUGUCACCAGGCACAUAGACAGCGAGCUGAAGAAUGACGAUUGGAGCACGUUAGUUCUCCACUACCUUGGGCUCGAUCACAUCGGGCAUAAAUCAGGACCGCGAAGCUCACACAUGGUACCCAAGCAACAUGAGAUGGACGGUAUUGUGAAGCGUAUAUACAACGCCAUGGAAUCACGAGAACAUAUGGCUUCCACAUUGAUGGUUCUCUGCGGAGAUCACGGUAUGAACGAUGCCGGCAAUCAUGGAGCUUCUUCUCCCGGCGAAACCUCUCCGGCGCUCGUUUUUAUCUCUCCCAAACUAAAGGCUUUGCAACGGAACCUCCAAGCUCCUGUUCCAUUUCGAGAGGACUUCUCCUACUACACCAAGAUUGAGCAGUCAGACCUGGCACCCACCCUCGGUGCUCUGCUGGGCUUUCCGGUGCCGCAAAAUAACCUUGGCGCCUUCAUAUCCGACUUCCUGCCUUUCUGGCCCGACAGAAAUGAUCAGAUCCAACUGCUCGUCCGCAAUGCCCGGCAGAUACUGAACAUUGUGACAGUAACUUUUGGCUCCGAGAUGUUUGACUUGGGGUCUACCUUUGAUCAAAAAACGUGCUCAAAUCCUCGGGAUGAUGCCCAGGAGCUAGCUUGUGAAUGGCACCGCGUCAAUGAUGCACUCAAAACCAUGGAUGGCGAGGCCGAGUUAGAUCCAACCUGGCGUGAAGCCAUGUCAAAGUGGCUCAGCAGAGCGCAGGAUCUGAUGAGCAGCAUGGCCAGCAACUACGACAUGGGAAGGUUACAUAUCGGCGAAGCAGUUGUCGGCUUCGUUGCCAGUUCCCUGAUAUUCGGCGCUCGACUUAGUUUGAUACCGCUACUGGCCAUCUCAGUUACGUACGGCAUCAUGAUGUUCGCGAGCAGCUACGUAGAAGAAGAACACCAUUUCUGGUAUUGGGCCACAUCGGCCUGGCUGGGCUCCAUGGGCAUCAAAAAGAUGCAGUCCACCCGGUCGCCAUCAGGAACACUAGUAUCUCUUCUCAUCGCCCUGACAGCAACUAGACUGAUCCGGGGAUGGAACCAGACAGGCCAGAAGCACGCCGGCGAGCCCGAUAUCGCUAAAACCUUCAUCGUUACACGCCCUCCCAUCCUUUGGACCCUUGUCAGCGUAACCUAUCUUUUCCUUUUUGUACAACUACUUAGAAAACUCCGCGGCCUUCCCCGCGCCGGCGUGACAGCUGCGUCGGCUCUUCUAGUCCUCUCCGCCUUCACGUUCAAGCUCGCCUUUACCAACGAAGACGCACCGGAGCUCGUGACCGGGCCCCUAGCAACCCUCAACACCCUAACCCAGGGCAUCUCUCUCGUCACCCGAGCCCGCCUCGUCUUCGCCGGCAUCGGCGCCGCAGCCCUCUACUCAUCCUACCUAGCCCUCUCCAACCCAAAGACCGAGUCACGGCACACAUCCCCCCUCCUUCACCACCUCAUCACCCUCCUCCUCGCAACCCAAUCCCGCGUCACAAAUAUCCCCCUCCUCCUCCUCUUCACCCUCCAACUACCUCUUCUCGCCUCUCUCGACCUCUCCCUGCCCCUCCUAUCUACGACCUCCCUCCUCCUCCAGUACGCCUCCUUCUUCGCCUUUGGCGGCACAAACGCAAUCUCCUCCGUCGAUCUCUCGAGCGCCUACAACGGCGUGGGGGGCUUCGACGUCGUCGCCGUCGGCAUCCUGACCUUUGUGAGCAACUGGGUCGGCCCCAUCUACUGGGCGUCCGCAACGAACCUGCUCCUCCUGCAGUACCGCGGCCGCAGAGCCGGCAGCGACGAAGGCAGGUACGUGUUUUUGCGACACAUAGGGCACACGACCUUGUUCACGGCGUGCAGCGUCGCGUUCGUCAUGGUGGCGUGCGAGGCGCUGCGGACGCACCUGUUUGUCUGGACCGUAUUUUCGCCAAAGUACCUGUACUGCAUGGCCUGGACCAUCGGCCAGCAUCUUCUCGUCAACGUCGUAUUUGCUGGUUUGUUGUACCGUUUGGGAUCGGCUUGA